AUGCGGUUACAUCCGCUCCUCAUCUGGCUAGCCUGCCCGUUGCAAUCUCCACCCUCCCUCAACACCAAUAACACGGCCAACAAACUGUGUUAUUAUUCUUUCCUCUCCCUCCCCCGGCGACCGCUUUGGGCCCUCCUGCUGCUUUGCGCUAUCGUGCAGCCGCCUCCUUUACCGUUCCCGCGCCCAGUUGCAUCAUCGAGGCCCGCAGCCUCAUUUCCUUUCCCCGAGGCGUUCACACUGCUCACAACUGCAUCCACUCGCUUAUCGAUUCCCUCUCCCCGAAGAACAGCCUCGCCAGUGUCCGCCAAGCAAAUUACAAGACCCGCAUUGAUUGAUGUCUCAUUUCCCAUGCCGAGCCCCAUCCCUCGACAUCAGCCCACGCCCUCUCCGCUUCGUAUCCCGCUACUCGCUGAAACAAGUAGACAGGUAUGA
Messenger RNA from Bipolaris oryzae ATCC 44560, 432 nucleotides. RefSeq lists its product as uncharacterized. The coding region runs from base 1 to 432 and encodes 143 amino acids. The transcript has a single exon. The record is from RefSeq and is a predicted model, not a curated record. Lineage: Eukaryota; Fungi; Ascomycota; Dothideomycetes; Pleosporales; Pleosporaceae.